Molecule: messenger RNA, 1035 nt
Organism: Caenorhabditis remanei
Lineage: Eukaryota; Metazoa; Nematoda; Chromadorea; Rhabditida; Rhabditidae
Exons: 4
Coding region: 1-1035 (344 amino acids)
Biological process (GO): embryo development
Molecular function (GO): protein binding
Source: RefSeq, a predicted model, not a curated record
AUGACAAUCUCGCUACUCAAACUACCAUUUAUACCGCUGGAACUGAUUCUUCUCAAUGCAAAUUUAUCAGAAUUAAUCCAUUUCUCUAUGAUAUCCAAAAGGUGUCAUCAAAUAGUGAAAAGACUCAGAAUCCCAUAUUUGACGUUGUUAGAAAUGCGGGUCAACAGAGAAUCCACGUGUGUUAAGCUGAAAUCUGGAAAAGACAUUUUAGGGGGUUGGCAUUUUUUGAAUUAUAAAGAAGAUGAAGAUGAAGAGAUGAAGCCUAUAGACAGGAUAAUUCUAGGAUGCCCGGUGAAGACGUGCAUUCUGGAUGAUCACAUCUACUCAUUUACUUUUCAUGAUGUCAAGAUAUUAGUUAGAGCUGGAUCUCACUAUCUGAUGGAUUUAUUUAAACUAGAAAUUUAUAAAGCAUGGCUCGACGCAGACCAAGUUCCAUUUGCAAGAAGUCCUUAUUUCUACCCAUUUAAAAAUUUGAGAGAUAUAUGGAUCUUUGGAGAAAAACCGAUGGAUCCUGACGAUUUCAAAUACUUAGUGGAGAAUAUAGCACCAAGUUAUAAUCUUUCUAUCAAUCUCCCUUUCGAUCCGAAAUUCAAAUUUAACUCGUUUUUAAAAAAUGAUUCGGAUUAUCUAGCAAUCGGAAAAAGAGCUCAUUGGAUUACAAGCAAAAUGUUUCAUAGUUUUGAUAAUGUUCAUUUACAACUGUUCGGUUGUAGAAUGACUGCAGUGGAUUGCCAAUUAUUUAUUAGUCGAUGGUUUCACUCGAAUAAUACACGGUUCGAAACUUUAAUUCUCAAAUUUAUAAGAGUUCCGGACGCUUACGAUUUCACUGAAUACGAAUUGUUGCCAUUUGAUAGAGAGCGGAGAGGAUUCGCGUUCAAAACACGCUUCAACCACUACAUAGAUUGUACCGACGGAUUAGAUAUCAUCCGCUCCGAUGGACUGUUAGCAACUAUUCUCAUCGGACCGUUCUGGAUCAUCUUCCAUGUAUGGCAUGAUCGUUUCCCAGAUUUGGCAGGGCAUACCAGAUAUGUUUAA